GGGCGCGGGGGGGCCGCGGACAGUGCGGGGGGGCAACAUGGCCGCCGAGGAGGUGCAGGAGCAGGUAGUCAAGCUGCAGGGCCGCCUGUCAGAGGCUCAGGAGCCGCGCAAGCUGCUAAAGACACUGAAGCGCCUGAACGAGCUUCCCAUCACAGUGGACACUCUCGCGGAUACAGGAAUAGGCAAGACGGUAAAUGGAUUCAGGAAACAUGAUGUGGUCGGAGAGUUCGCUAAGAACCUAGUCUCAAAGUGGAAGAAACUGGUACCACAGGAAGUAGAACGAUCCAACACUGAGAUUGAGGAAAGGGAUUUUAGCUACAGUCAAGGGAGCUCGAAGAAGAGACGAGAGGACACUUCCCCAGAAGAGGACAACAGACAGACAUUCCAGGGCUCACAUCGAGAGCGGUACGAUCCCACAUUUGAACACAACGAGAGACACAGACAGCCGCUCAAGGAUGAGAAAUCUUUCAGCUACAGCUGCCAGCUGCAAAAUGAUAGCUUUAGUGAAGAGGAGGAGAGAUGGACCAAAUCCCCUCCUGUGGAGGACUCUGACGGAAUCGAGUGUUCCGACGAAGAGCUUGAGGAAUCUGUCCCGCUGUCUAAAAACUUACACAGAUCACACAGGGAUCAUCAGAGCGCGGGUCGUGAGAAGGAACACAAGUCUUUACACAAACAGAAGCAACACACGGUCAUAAAGGGGGACGAGAGAUACAAACUGCCCUCUCUGCCUCCAGCACACGACAAAACACACAAGUCGUCCUCGAAGGAGCAGCAUAACCAUAGAGAGAGGGGAGAGCUCUCGUCAGUGAGUUCCAGUCAGAAGAAUCCUAGACCCCAGCCUGAUGAGAUGUUAAACGACAAAAAACACAAACACAGAGACUCGGAAAAACGGAAAUCUGACCGGGAAGAGACGAGGAGUAUUUCGGACAAAACCAAAGAGAAAUCCGUGUCCAGUAAACAAAAAGAACAGGCGGAAUCCAAAAAAUCUAGAACAACUGAGAAACCGCAGCCUGUGGCUGUCUCCAAGGACCCGGCUAAACCCCGAGCAGACGAUGUCUUCGAGGAGCCAACCAUGUCCUUUGAGUCUUAUCUCAGCUACGAUCAACCACAGAAGAAAAAGAAAAAGAUUAACAGGCCUCCCGUUGAGAAGGUGAAAGAUAUUCACCAGGAGAAGCUCAAAGUAUCGGAUAAACACAGUUCGAAAUCCGUCUCGAGGAGCUCAAACUCUUCCUCUCUCAAAGAGCCAUGCCCUAUAGAGAAGGAGGAGAAGAAAUCAAAGCGACGGGCUCGUGAUGACGUGCCGCGGGUUAAAGCCAAAAAGCAGAUGAUGAUUGACGUGGUGCCUGUGCUGCCAGAUAUCCCGUUACCACUCAUCCAGCCCAACUACAGACCCCUUCCGUCUAUGGACAUGACCCCAUUAUCACCCCCCAAAAGAAAAGCUGCCUCUGCCAUGUCUGAGGAGGAUCUGGGAUUCACUGGUCGUCGGUUUAACUCCAAGAUGCAGGUCUAUUCUGGCUCCAAGACAUCUGCCUACCUCCCAAAGAUGAUGUCGCUCUACGAUCAAUGUAUCCGGGUUCUGCAGAACAACGUAGAUUCUAUCCAUGAGGUGGGAGGUGUUCCGUAUGAAAUCCUGGAGCCUGUGCUGGAGCGAUGUACACCUGAGCAGUUAUAUCGUAUUGAGGACUGCAAUCCAAUCUUUGUUGAGGAAACAGAUGAAUUGUGGCUGAGACACUGUAAAAGAGACUUUAAGAACCAGGAUCCGCAGGAAUAUGAGUCGUGGCGAGAGAUGUACCUGCGACUGCACGACGAACGAGAGCAAAAGCUAAGAGCUAUAACCCAAAGCAUUAGUUCAGCUCACGCCAGCAAACCAAAGGGGCGACAGGCUAAGCUGGCUUUCCUGAACACAGAGGUAAAGCCACCACGAGAUGUCAGGCGCAGACAGGAAAAACACGGGACUGGAACACCGAUUAUCGUGCCUCCCAGGGUAAAGGUACACAGUCACAGUCACACAGGAAGCAGCAGUGCAGGAAAUCGUUCCUUUGAUGGUCCCAGCACCAGCUCCAGCUCUAGCCACGCGUCGAUGGCCAGUCUGACUCCCCCCAGCAGCGGAGGAAGCUAUGAAUCCAGGAAACCCCAGGUCAAAAAAAUUGCGCCAAUGAUGGCAAAAACGAUAAAAUGUUUCAAGAACCGUUUUAGUCGAAGAUAAAAAAAAAAACACUGAACGAACGAUGAAUUGAACCAUCCUCCUAACCAGCUCCUGGCACUGAGCUGCCUGCUCCCAUUUCGUGCUCUCGCUCAGCUAAUUGGUGCAAAUUGCAUUACCAAGAACUUUGUGUGGGCAGAAAUACACCUUAUCUUAAAAAAAUAUGUUAUUAAUUUACAUUUUAGAUUCAGAAGUAUCUGUUCAGCUCUUUUAAUUGGAGGUGGGGGGAGGGCUGGCUUUAC
Molecule: messenger RNA, 2445 nt
Organism: Callorhinchus milii (elephant shark)
Lineage: Eukaryota; Metazoa; Chordata; Chondrichthyes; Chimaeriformes; Callorhinchidae
Gene: eloa
Product: elongin A
Exons: 11
Coding region: 38-2206 (722 amino acids)
Biological process (GO): transcription elongation by RNA polymerase II
Cellular component (GO): nucleus; elongin complex
Molecular function (GO): protein binding
Source: RefSeq, a predicted model, not a curated record